CGUUCUAUGGUAGUCUGUUUCCACUUCCGGCCGUGCUACUAGUUAGUAGGGACCUGAAGCGCUGACAAUGGCUGCUGGGGGUUCGGAGAGUCGGACUGGGGAUAUUGAAGAGGAUGCUUCGCAGCUGCUUUUCCCGAAAGAGUUUGAGAGUGCAGAAACACUGCUAAACUCUGAGGUCCACAUGCUGCUGGAACACCGAAAGCAGCAGAAUGAAAGCGCAGAAGAGGAACAGGAAUUGUCAGAAGUCUUCAUGAAAACCCUUAACUACACAGCAAGGUUCAGCCGUUUCAAGAACAGAGAGACAAUUGCCAGUGUCAGGAGUUUGCUAUUACAGAAGAAGUUACAUAGGUUCGAACUGGCGUGUUUGGCCAAUUUGUGCCCAGAAACAGCAGAUGAAGCCAAGGCCCUUAUACCAAGCUUGGAGGGAAGGUUUGAAGAGGAGGAACUGCAGCAAAUUCUUGAUGACAUUCAGACCAAGCGAAGCUUUCAGUACUAAGAUCUCCAUGUUGAACAAGCUUUUCCUAUAAAGACUUUUCUUGUACUUUUGUUUUGGAUCAUGACAGACUGGAUUUUGUGCUCUGUUUCCUGCCAAUUAGUUCCGUGGAUUGCUUCUAUGGCAAGGACCCAGUAUACGUGUAAUUAUCAUUUAUCAUUGUGUUUAUGUUCAUUUCGAAUUGUUAAUAAAUUUUUAUUAUUGC
This is a messenger RNA of Pelobates fuscus (common spadefoot toad), 698 nucleotides long. It is a transcript of the gene POLR2D, whose product is annotated as RNA polymerase II subunit D. The transcript is spliced from 4 exons. Bases 68 to 496 code for a protein of 142 amino acids. The record is from RefSeq and is a predicted model, not a curated record. NCBI's taxonomy places the organism in Eukaryota, Metazoa, Chordata, Amphibia, Anura, Pelobatidae. Gene Ontology annotation, cellular component: RNA polymerase II, core complex. Gene Ontology annotation, biological process: transcription initiation at RNA polymerase II promoter. Gene Ontology annotation, molecular function: translation initiation factor binding; nucleotide binding.